UUCUUGUUUUCAUUUUACACCACGUCUGUAGAACAGAAGACUAUAAAGUAAAGCUGGCAAUUCUACAGAGGUAAUGAGUAAAAUCACACAUGAUAAUGAAAUACUGCACCUGAGAAUUUUAACUAUGAAGUACAUGAAACGAAAUGCGACUGAUACUGCAGUUAUUGCAUGCAAAAGUAAUAUUUUUACUCCAAAUUCCAACAAUAAACUGGGUAAAUCAUCUGCAUAGACAAAAAGACAAUUGAUCAUCACAAAGGGCACAACUCAAACCGUGAAUAAAUCAUCAAUCUGAGUGAUUGACGGCUCAGGAAUAAGACCUUAAACUGACGUAUGAAGGUGAUAACUGACAGGAGAGAUGUCCCUGGACUCAACUAAGGAUGAGGACAGAACAGCAGAGUGGAUCCAGAGCAGAGAUCCGGGCUGGUUAGCGGUUCUGGACAAACAUCUGCUGCCACAAAGUGUGUUUAGGACGGACCUGGAGGAGCCGCCUCCCUCCACCACUCAUUCACCAAACACUCACUUAAAGGCGGCUGGAGGUCAGGAGGCGACGCAGAUGGAAGCUAAUGUGUAACCUGAAGGCCCGACCGGCAGGAAGAUAAAGAUCAGGAGGCCGGGAGGCGACAGGUGAGAGGUGGGAAAGUCCAGUGGGCGGAUUCAGAAGAUAAGGAGGGAACCCGCGAAGGAAUCUGAGGGGGAGAGGGAGGAGCGACGAAACAUGAGGAGGAAUCAAACAAAAGCAGAGAGAACAGGUAGAGUUGGUUCACCUAGAAGAAAAACAGAAAGAAGAAAGGAAGGAAGGCAGCAGAUUUAAGAGAGAAAAGGGAAUUAACUCCUCAGAGUCCUGACAUCAGCAGAACUAGAGGAAGAGGAAGGAGGUCAGCAGCUGUCUGAGCAUGUCCUCUGAGAUCCUCUAAGACUCCCGCAGCAUGUUGGUGAAGGAGUACCGCAUAUGUAUGCCGCUGACGGUGGACGAGUACCGGAUCGGCCAGCUCUACAUGAUCAGUAAACACAGCUGUGAGCAGAGUGGAGGUGGAGAAGGAGUGGAGGUAGUGAGGAACGAGCCGGACGUUCAUCCUCAGCAUGGACCUGGACAGCUGACGGAGAAGAGGAUCUACCUGAGCAGUAAACUGCCAUCCUGGGCCAAAGCUUUCGCCCCGCGGUUCUUCUAUGUGACAGAGAAAGCCUGGAACUUCUACCCUUACACCCUCACAGAGUACUCAGUUUCAUUCCUGCCCAAGUUCAGCAUCCGCAUCGAGACCAGAUUCGAGAACAACAACGGCAAUAACGACAACGUGUUUGGAGAUUCUCCGACUCCGUCCGAUAGCAUUUGUUUCCUGGACAUCCUGAGCGACCCGAUUCCUGAGAAACACUACAGAGAGUCAGAGGAUCUGAGUCGCUGGCGGUCAACUAAAACGGGUCGAGGUCCUCUGGAGGACGGCUGGAGGGACGACCAGGAACCCAUCAUGUGCUCCUAUAAGCGGGUCCAGUGCAGCUUUGAGAUCUACGGCUUCCAGACCAGAACCGAGGAGUUCAUCCACCGAAACAUCCGUGACAUCCUCCUGGUGGGUCACCGGCAGGCGGUCGCUUGGAUCGACGAGUGGCACGGCCUGAGUCUGGAGGAGGUGAGGGAGUACGAGCAGGAGAUGCAGGAGAAGACCAACAGCAAAGUCAAAUCCAGCCACAGCAGCUCAGGUUCUCAGAUCGCUUCUCGUCCUGUGUUCUCUCGUUCCAUCUCGGUGACGGACGAACGUUCUCUGAAGAAGAUGGGUGUCACCACGGCGACCAUGUCAGACCAGACGGAUUCCUUGGUGCCUCCGUGUCCCGUUCGACUCAACUCAACCCCGGAGUGAUGCCUCCAACUCACAAACACUUUUUUUUGGAACAAGAAAACAAACAGAUGCUGCAGGAUCUUUAAAGGCACUUUUUGGAUCUUAGAAGAUAAACUCAACGUGACGUUCCCAAGCUGCUAAACUGAAAUUACAUAUUUUUGUGUUACGUCACGAGAAUCCAGCAGAAAAAAUGUGCUCAGUUUGGUUUUAUAGUUUCUGGCCCACCAAGUCUCCACAAAAUCAGAGCUAAAAUCAGGAUUCAUUCAGAACCUUCUCCAUCUGGAUUUAAAUUGGAGCUUGAAGGUUCCUUCAAUGGCCUCAAAUAAGGUUAUUUUCAUUGUUUGCUAUUUUCCGGAUAAAUCGAUCAGCUGUUUGGUCUCUAAAAUGAAAAAUCUUAAGUUUACUGUCAUAGAGGAGGAAGCAAACCAGAAAUUAUUUAUUUUUAAGGAACUACAAUCCCAGAAUUUAGACAGAUUUUAUUAAAUAAGACCAAAGCUGAUUAAUCGAUCAGUUGUUCGGUCUCUAAAAUGCGAGAAAAUAGUGAAAAAUGUGGAUCAAAGUUACCUUAAACAUCUUGUUUAGUCCAAAGAUCUUCAGUUUUACUGUCAUAGAAGAAAGAAACCAGAAAAUAUUCACAUUUAAGGAACAACAAUCACAGAAUUUAGGCAAUUUUAAUUAAAAAUGAAAAACUGAUUAAUCGAUCAACUGUUUGGUCUCUAAAAAUGCAAGAAAAUGUGGGUGAAUAAUUCAUUGUCCAAAGAUCUUCAGUUUACUGUCAUGGAGGAGAAAAGAAACCAUAGAAUAUUGAUAUUAAAUGAACUAAAAUCACAGAACUUGGACAGUUUUAAUUAAAAAUGACUCGGAGCGAUAAUCAAUCAGUUGUUUGGUCUCUAAAAUGUGAGAAAAUGGUGAAAAAUGUGAAUCAGAGUUUCCUCAAAUGUCUUGUUAAGUCCAAAGAUUUUGAGUUUACUAUCACAGAGGACAGAAAACAGAAAAUAUUAAUUUUUAAGGAGCUGAAACCACAGAAUUUAUAUUUGUUUUGUUUUUAACGUUUGAUCUCUAAAAUGCGAGAAAGUUACCACAGCGUUGGCCAGCAUUUACCUAUGAUGAUAUAUUUUGAAGAAUAUUUUCCUUUCCAAUAAUGUUCCAACAAAGUUAACCAUUUUCCAGAAGUUACCGAGGCCUCAGACGACAGAACGAUAUUUCUAAAUGCUCUUUGAAAAAAGACGUUAUAUAACAAAGGAGGAACAAACAACAGUCAAAAAACCGUCAUCAAGGCCUUUUUUAAAAAUACAGAAUGUUUAUGUAAUGCAAUUUUGCAAAAUUUUUAGUUGUUUUGCAUUAAAAACAAAACAAAAACAAGUAAUCUUUGUGCCUAAAGUUAACCUUAAAGCCUUCAACUGUCAAAAAAAUCACAUUUUUAGAACGUUUUGUAACUGUAAUUUCAAUUUAUUUUUCUUUUAAAUUUUUUCUCUGCUUUGUUAAAUUACUGAUAUUAAAUUAAAUCAUUUCAAAAAUGUUUAAAUUUACUAGUUCAUAAUUUAGAAAAAUUAAAGAAAUCAGACCAAAACAUCUGCAUCAUAAAUAUCCUAAAAACAUAAGAUGACACUAUUUUAGCUUUAUUUUAAUCGAUAAAAACAUAAUUGUGAAGAUAUUUUCUAUUAUUUGGAAGAAACAUGAUGUACAUAAAGGUCAAAUAUAUUUUUAGCAGGUAUUUUGGAAGCUUUCUCAGUUUUGUUAAACUACAGAUUAUUAUUAUUAUUAUUAUUACGUUAACUGUUCUUUUUAAAAGGGGGAGGGCAAAAUUAUACAUAAAGCCCACAUGAAAUUUGUGUAUUUUUUCAAAUGGUAAUUUGUUCUUUUACAGUGUAAAAAUUGUAAAAUUACACAGUUUCAUUGUAUUUAAAUCGACUAAAAACAUCAUUAUUGUUCAGAUAUUUGCAGGUAUUUUAAUAGUUGGUGAAUGUUACAUUUUUUACAGUUUUUCAAUGUAAAUUUUCUAGCACUCUUGCCACCAGAUUUUCAUGAAAUUUAUUUAAAUUUUUAUGGUGAACAUGUGACCUCUAUCUUCCCUCCUACUUCCCUAUGUAAAAUUUGUGCAUUUUUCACAAUAAAAGCCUUUCUCACUA
This is a messenger RNA of Acanthochromis polyacanthus (spiny chromis), 3958 nucleotides long. RefSeq names its product phosphatidylinositol transfer protein cytoplasmic 1b (gene pitpnc1b). Gene Ontology annotation, cellular component: cytoplasm. The record is from RefSeq and is a predicted model, not a curated record. Gene Ontology annotation, molecular function: phosphatidylinositol binding; phosphatidylinositol transfer activity. Bases 927 to 1850 code for a protein of 307 amino acids. Gene Ontology annotation, biological process: phospholipid transport. The transcript has 10 exons. NCBI's taxonomy places the organism in Eukaryota, Metazoa, Chordata, Actinopteri, Pomacentridae.